AUGGCUUACCAAGAUAACCAAGCCGCCCGCCCAUUUCCUAGGCUGGCGUUGUACGGCGACCAUCGUUCGGAAAUUGAUCGAGCCAUCCUUAAUAUCCUCAACACGUGCGUCGGACCGCCUUAUGGUUUACUAGGAGAUGCUUCGGUCGCUUUAGAUAAUCUUAGACCACCAAGAAGACGUCGACAUCUCGGGGAAAGUCUUGAAUCAGAGUCGACAUUUCUCUACGGAUUCUGGCGAACCUUUCUCGAAUUCGCCAGCCAAAUUCCAUGCGAUGACCCGGCUCAAGGUUAUCUUGCAAUGCUGAUUAACGAGCUAAGGACCCUACACCCGCCUAACGAGCUUGGCGUAAAUAUCUGGCGAGACUUACCAGGGCUCCAAAGAGGAAUAAAUGAUGCCUGGCGUGAACCUACACGUUACGAAUAUGACCAUCAGCUAUAUAAACAAUGGGUUAAUCUGAACGCGUUUACUUCCCGAAUUUAUUACAACGAUCUUCUAGAGUGCUACGGCCUAGGGAUCAGGGCGAUGCGUCGCGCAUUCGAGGAUGAUCAAUCUCAUGGCGGCGCGUUUAUGACAUGUCGCGUUAAAGCUGCCGCGCAGUGGAUGAUUUACUCAGCCGACAAAUUAUUUUCCCUGAUGACUACCCGUCCUCCUAGCGAGGAAGAGCAGAUUGAUCAUAUGAGUCCGCUAUUUUACGGUAUUAACGUCUUUUCUCCUGCCCGUUGGGCUUUUUGGAAGCGGCGUUUUAGAAAUCUCUCUGGGGCGACAAAAAAAGCGGCUGACGCAGCCGUAGAAAAUAUGAACCGAGCAGAUGGCGGCCAACCAGUGUAA
This is a messenger RNA of Daldinia vernicosa, 828 nucleotides long. RefSeq lists its product as uncharacterized. The coding region runs from base 1 to 828 and encodes 275 amino acids. The record is from RefSeq and is a predicted model, not a curated record. The transcript has 3 exons. NCBI's taxonomy places the organism in Eukaryota, Fungi, Ascomycota, Sordariomycetes, Xylariales, Hypoxylaceae.